Messenger RNA from Pogoniulus pusillus (Red-fronted tinkerbird), 2133 nucleotides. It is a transcript of the gene GMEB2, whose product is annotated as glucocorticoid modulatory element binding protein 2. Gene Ontology annotation, biological process: regulation of transcription by RNA polymerase II. Lineage: Eukaryota; Metazoa; Chordata; Aves; Piciformes; Lybiidae. Gene Ontology annotation, molecular function: RNA polymerase II cis-regulatory region sequence-specific DNA binding. The record is from RefSeq and is a predicted model, not a curated record. The transcript is spliced from 10 exons. The coding region runs from base 260 to 1870 and encodes 536 amino acids. Gene Ontology annotation, cellular component: nucleus.
GCCGCGCCGGCCCCGCCAAAUAAGUCCCGGGAGCCGCCGCCGGGGAGCCUGCUGCGCCUGCGCGGGGGGCGCCCGCUUCUUCCCCCGGCUCCCCCCCCGCUGCCGCACACCCCUCACCCUGCCUGCGCUCCUUCCCUGCCGCACCUCCGCCGCAGCCCUCCUCCGCCGGCCCAGCCCGGCGCGGGGCGGCGGCAGCCCGGGCCGAGGCAGCUGGUGACCAAGGGCCCUGCUGCCCGUCGCUGCCUGCUGCUGCCCUGCCAUGGCCACUCCGGACGUCAGCGUUCACAUGGAGGAGGUGGUGGUGGUGACAACACCUGAUGGAGCAGUGGAUGGAGGUGGUGUGGAGGAGGUGAAGACAGUGCUGGUCACCACCAACCUCUCCCAGCACGGUGGUGACAUAAAUGAAGACACUCUGGAGACAGAAAAUGCAGCUGCUGCAGCUGCUGCUGCCUUCACAGCCUCCACCCAUCUGAAGGAAGCAGUCCUAGUGAAGAUGGCUGAAGAUGAGGACAGUUUGGAGGCAGAGAUUGUCUACCCCAUCACCUGUGGGGACAGCAAAGCCAACCUCAUCUGGAGGAAGUUUGUGUGCCCUGGGAUCAAUGUGAAGUGUGUGCAGUUUGAUGACCACCUGAUCAGCCCCAAGGAGUUUGUGCACUUGGCAGGCAAGUCGACCCUGAAGGACUGGAAGCGAGCGAUCCGCAUGAACGGCAUCAUGCUGCGGAAGAUCAUGGACUCGGGGGAGUUGGACUUCUACCAGCACACAAAGGUCUGCUCCAACACCUGCAGGAGCACCAAAAUCGACCUGACUGGAGCCAGAGUGUCCCUGAGCAGUCAGACCUCGACCGAGUACAUCCCCCUGACGCCCGCGCCCGCUGAUGUGAAUGGAUCCCCAGCCACCAUCACCAUAGAAACCUGUGAGGAUGCCAGCGAUUGGUGCACCACCGUUGGAGAUGACACCUUUGCUUUCUGGAGAGGCCUGAAGGACAUGGGACUCCUGGAAGAGGUAAUCCAGGAGUUCCACCAGGAGCUGCUGGAGACCAUGAAGGGCUUGCAGCAGCGAGCGCAGGAUCCUCCGCUGCAGCUUGGUGAUGCUGUUUUACUCAACAAUGUAGUCCAGAACUUUGGGAUGCUGGAUCUGGUGAAGAAGGUGCUGGCCAGCCACAAGUGCCAGAUGGAUCGCUCCCGGGAGCAGUACACGAGGGACCUGGCAGCGCUGGAGCAGCAGUGUGAUGAGCACCGCAAGCGAGCCAAGGAGCUGAAGCACAAAUCCCAGCACCUCAACAACGUCCUGAUGACCCUCACGCCUGUCACUGUCCCCACACCUUUGAAACGCCCCAGGCUGACCAGGGCCACCUCUGGACCAGCUGCCAUCACCUCCCAAGUGCUGUCGCAGCCGGCCCAGCUGGCCGUGCCCCCCGGCGUGCCAGUCUCCCAGCUCACCAACCUCCCUCUCGGCAAAGUGGUCUCGACCCUGCCCCCCUCGGUGCUGGGCAAGAGCCCAUCUCAACCUCCGGCCGCCAGCAGCUCCCCAGCCUCCUCCCCGCUGCUGGGAGGCUACACGGUACUGGCCUCUGCUGGCUCCAGCUUCCCCGGGACAGUGGAGAUCCACCCGGACGCUUCCAACCUGACGGUGCUGAGCACGGCGGCGGUGCAGGACGGCAGCACGGUGGUGAAGGUGGUGAGCCCCUUCCAGCUGCUGACGCUGCCGGGACUGGGCACGGCCAUCCAGAACGUGACACAAGUGGCUCCGUGCGGGAGCACGGUGCUGACCGUCCCGGCCGGCGCCGCCGAGCCCAGCGGCGGGGACGAGCAGAGCGCUGCCGGCGCCGUCGAGGUGGCUGCGGUGGCCGAGGAGGGGGAGCAGAAGUGAGGCAGCUGCGUGGGGGGACUCGCCUGGAGGGACGCUGGCCCUGCUGCUCUGGGUGGACCUGCCUCUGCUCCGGCCCUGCUGCAACCCAGCGGCGUGGGGGAAGGAGGCUCAGAGCUGCUCCUGGUAACGAGGAGGUGUGGGCCAGAGCUGGGGAGGAAGAAGAGGAGGAAAGGUGCCUGGAGAGAGGCAAAACUGCUCUGCCCCGUUUGGAGAAGAGAGGAAAACAAACUGAAACACAGGAAAAAAAAAAGCUUAUUUUUGUA